AAAUUUUGUUGUUUUAACUAAUAUUUAGCUUUUAGUGCCGUGAACCGGAACCCUCGCGUUUCUACGCGAAUUCUCCCCGAGUUCAUUUGCGGCGAACACUUCACUAUAAAUAUCCCUCGCCGGAAACGUAACGUCCUCUUCUAGUGAUCCAACAUGGCGGACCAGGGUGAGAAGAAGGAGAACCCCAUGAGAGAGCUUCGCAUUCGCAAGCUCUGCCUGAACAUCUGCGUCGGUGAGAGCGGAGACAGACUGACCCGUGCUGCUAAGGUGCUGGAGCAGCUCACAGGACAGACCCCCGUGUUCUCAAAGGCCCGCUACACUGUGCGAUCCUUCGGUAUCCGCAGAAAUGAAAAGAUUGCUGUCCACUGCACUGUCCGUGGUGCCAAAGCAGAGGAGAUCCUGGAAAAAGGACUCAAGGUGCGUGAGUACGAGUUGAGAAAGAACAACUUCUCCGAUACCGGAAACUUCGGCUUCGGUAUCCAGGAGCACAUCGAUCUGGGUAUCAAGUACGACCCCAGCAUCGGCAUCUACGGACUGGACUUUUACGUGGUUCUGGGCAGACCCGGCUUCAGCAUCGCCGACAAGAAGCGGAAAAGAGGCCGCAUCGGUUUCAGGCACCGCAUCCGCAAAGAGGAGGCCAUGCGCUGGUUCCAGCAGAAAUAUGACGGCAUCAUCCUCCCCGGCAAGUAAAGGACCACCUUUUGAUGUUUGUAACAAAUAAAAUCGGAAAAAACAA
This is a messenger RNA of Sander lucioperca (pikeperch), 736 nucleotides long. RefSeq names its product ribosomal protein L11 (gene rpl11). Gene Ontology annotation, molecular function: RNA binding; structural constituent of ribosome. Gene Ontology annotation, cellular component: cytosolic large ribosomal subunit; ribosome. Lineage: Eukaryota; Metazoa; Chordata; Actinopteri; Perciformes; Percidae. Gene Ontology annotation, biological process: translation. Bases 154 to 690 code for a protein of 178 amino acids. The transcript is spliced from 6 exons. The record is from RefSeq and is a predicted model, not a curated record.